Molecule: messenger RNA, 336 nt
Organism: Closterium sp. Naga37s-1
Lineage: Eukaryota; Viridiplantae; Streptophyta; Zygnematophyceae; Desmidiales; Closteriaceae
Source: the annotation of a GenBank genome assembly
CCUAUUCUCGCUCUUACCUCUCCUCCUUGGCACUUCCGCCCUCACCCGUCUCCUGCCGUACCUCCUCUCCUACCCUUGCCUUUCCUAAUCUCCGCUCCCUUCGCUGCCCCUUCCUCCCCUUGCACCUCUCCUACUUGCCGAUGGACCUCCCCUCUUCUCCGCCCCUCUGCUUGGGUUCCGCUGUCCCACCACCGUCGCCACUCUUGUGCCGCUGUCACCUCUGGUAUUGGUUCUCUGGCCUCUGUUUUCAGUGUGACCAUGCCAUCCCUGGAUAGCAUCCUUGGUGCUUCUCCGCUCAUGGACCCUCGUUUUGUCGACUUUAUGUUCCCUCUGUGA